Dissoconium aciculare CBS 342.82 is the source of this 1125-nucleotide messenger RNA. Its product is annotated as mitochondrial carrier. Bases 461 to 1069 code for a protein of 202 amino acids. The transcript has a single exon. The record is from RefSeq and is a predicted model, not a curated record. NCBI's taxonomy places the organism in Eukaryota, Fungi, Ascomycota, Dothideomycetes, Mycosphaerellales, Dissoconiaceae. Gene Ontology annotation, molecular function: S-adenosyl-L-methionine transmembrane transporter activity. Gene Ontology annotation, cellular component: mitochondrial inner membrane.
AAAAAGGGAGAAAUCGGGAGAGAGAGAGAGCACGCGACAUUCGCCAAAUACACCACCACCACCACCACCACCACCACCACCAGCUUCACAUGAUUUGCAUCUAUCCAUCCCAUCCCAUUCCAUCCCGUUCCAUUCGCUGCGCACACCUCCAGAAACAACCCGCAUGAAGGAAAAAAAGAGAAACUCGCGUUGACCUCCCCUCCCACAGGCAGGCGCCAUCGCCGGCACCACCGUCGACACCUCGCUGUUCCCGCUCGACACGAUCAAAACCCGGCUGCAGUCCUCGCGCGGCUUCUGGGCCGCGGGGGGGUUCCGGGGCGUCUACAACGGGAUCGGGUCCGCGGUCGUGGGGUCCGCGCCGGGGGCAGCGCUCUUCUUCGUCGUGUACGACGGCGUCAAAGCCGCCACCGCGCCGCCGGCCUCAAGUGAAGGAGGCGGGUUCCGCCAGAUCGCCGCCCACAUGCUGGCGGCCAGCCUCGGCGAAGUCGCGGCCUGCGCGGUCCGCGUGCCCACCGAGGUCGUCAAGCAGCGCGCCCAGGCGAAACAGCACCCCAGCUCGAUGGCGGCGCUGGCCCACAUCCUGUCCCUGCGGCGGAAAACCCCGGAUGGUGGGGGUGGGGGAUGGAGGGUCGUCGGGAGGGAGCUGUAUCGCGGCUGGGGCAUCACGGUCCUGAGGGAGGUACCGUUCACGGUGAUUCAGUUCCCGCUGUGGGAGGCGUUGAAGGCUUGGUCGGUCCGCAGGAGGAGGAAGCAAGGGAGAAGAGGAGGAGCAGCAGGAGGCAGGGAUGGGGAGGUCUCGGCGUUGGAGAGCGCGGUCUACGGGAGUUUGUCCGGCGCGGUGGCGGCGGCCGCGACGACGCCGUUGGACCUGCUCAAGACGAGGCUCAUGCUCUCGCCGACGCGCGUGGGCGUCGUCGCGCUCGCGUCGAGGAUCUGGCGUCAGGAGGGCGCGAGGGUGUUUCUGAGCGGGAUCGGCCCCAGGGUUACGUGGAUCAGCAUCGGGGGCGCGGUGUUCCUGGGGAGUUAUCAGUGGACGAGCAAUCUUCUGGCGGCGGGGAGGGCGGUUUGAUAUAUGAAGCCGAACGGUACGAGGAGGAGAGGAUGGGUCGACGGGAAAUCAUGGAG